UAUAAAAAUUUGUUUACUCUUUUUAUCUUCUUUUAAGACUAGCAAAAAAGUUCAGCUUGUAAUUUCUGGCUGCAAAAGGUCAUCAGUCAGAAUGACACAGGAUGAGAACUGGGAAGAGUUCGACUUCAUUCGAUUUACCUGGUGUGACACCAAUGGUGUCCCUAGGGGCAAAGUGGUACCCAGAAAUUCUUAUCGUUCCUUUCAAAAAUCAGGAGUCGGGAUGAACUCUCUUUAUGCCAUAUUCGGAAUCGACUCAAAACCACCGAUUAUACCUCAUAUCAUCGCCAGAGGCUCUCCUAAUAACAAUCUAAUUCCGGUAAUAGAAACUUGGCAUUCUUGUCCAUGGUCCGGAAACGGAAAAUCUAAAGUGGCUCAGGUAUUGUGCCAAAUGCACGAGCUCGGCAAGGACUCCAAGCCCAACUCAUUCGACUCCAGAGGCAUUUGUGUCAAGUUACUCAAUCAUUUGAAAACUGAGUUCGGACUUGAACUAUAUUCGGCACUGGAGUACGAGUUCGUUUUAACCAAAGACAAGAAUCCUCUCGGAAUUGCAGGACACAGCUGUUCGGCUUUCAACUUGAAGAAAACGGAAGACAUUUGCUUCGAGAUUACAAAAAGACUACAAGAAGCCGGUGUGUCCAUAGAAAGUUUUCACUCUGAGGCUUUUGAUGGUCAAAUAGAAAUGACAAUGCAGCCCAAGUAUGGAAUAGGUUCUGCUGAUGACGCAUGUCUGCAUAAAGACUGUGUUAAAUCGACCGCAUUCGAAUACGGGUACGAGGCAGCAUACAUCUGCUGUCCUUCAGAAGGAGUUUUCAACGGAGGGCAUUUCAAUUUUUCGUUAUGGAAAGAUGGUCAGAAUGCUUUGACAGACGGUUCUGACCAAGUAGCAUUAUCAGAGCUGGCGAAAUACUGGAUAUCUGGAAUUAUGGAGCAUGCAGCUGGAAUCACCGCCUUAAUCUGUCCUAAUAAUAACAGCUACAGAAGGUUCUGUGGCGUCGCAUCAGCUCAAGCGGAAAUAUGUUAUAGUCGCGAAAGUCGGAGCGCCAUGUUGAGAAUUAAAGAAACAUCAGAUGUCCAAACAUAUUUGGAAUUCCGUAGCCCAGGAGCGGCAAACCCAUAUCUAGUACUAUCGGCAGUACUUGCAGCAGGGAUGGACGGCUUGCGACAGCAAAGAUUGCCUCAGCCUAUUGGUAUCAACAAAGAACGACAUCUACCCGGGUCCCUUUUUGAAGCACUGGACGCGUUCGAAGCCGAUGAUGUUGUUAAAGAAGCACUUGGGGAGGACUUUUCACAGAUGUACCUAGAUCUUAAGCGACAAAAAGAUCUACCCAUCAAAAACUUACAACAACAGCGAGAGAUGUAUUCCUAUUUAUUGUAGAAAAUGUAAAAGUGUAAAUUACAAAAGGAGCCCUUCCGUUUAGUUACGAUCAGUGCACAAACUGGAUAGGGCCAUACCAGCGUUAGAAAAACGCAUAUAUAUCAGCAAACUGUAUCAAUGAAGUCACAUAUCAUUGGUAAAAACAAAAAAAGUGAAAAUUCUCAGAAAUUUGUGACUGAAUGUUUAAAAUUGUUACAUAAUAGUUGUUACAUAAUUUCAGUAAUAUUUGUAAAGUUGUGAUUGGUUGAAUUUUUUAAAUUUUGAAAUAAUGAUGUGUAUGACACUUUUUAUGAUCAUUAUCUGCAGAUCUUUGAUCAUUUUGUACAGAUAGUUUAGAACUUUAA
This is a messenger RNA of Symsagittifera roscoffensis, 1719 nucleotides long. RefSeq names its product glutamine synthetase-like. The record is from RefSeq and is a predicted model, not a curated record. Gene Ontology annotation, molecular function: glutamine synthetase activity. The transcript is spliced from 3 exons. Gene Ontology annotation, cellular component: membrane; cytoplasm. NCBI's taxonomy places the organism in Eukaryota, Metazoa, Xenacoelomorpha, Acoela, Convolutidae. The coding region runs from base 92 to 1375 and encodes 427 amino acids.